Molecule: messenger RNA, 3198 nt
Organism: Hippoglossus stenolepis (Pacific halibut)
Lineage: Eukaryota; Metazoa; Chordata; Actinopteri; Pleuronectiformes; Pleuronectidae
Product: cGMP-dependent protein kinase 2
Exons: 20
Coding region: 442-2751 (769 amino acids)
Biological process (GO): protein phosphorylation
Molecular function (GO): cGMP-dependent protein kinase activity; ATP binding
Source: RefSeq, a predicted model, not a curated record
GAAAAGCAUCAUAAGGACCACCUCAUGGUGUACCCCACACUGACUCACAAAUUUAGGUUUGGUUAGAAAGAAAAAAUCCAGUUAAUUUAUAAAAUGUAAUCAUAGUAUCUCUGGAACACCAUUAAGCCACAAGGGGUUGCCAGAUACUUCCUCUUCCUCAGCAGAUCCACUUGGAAACGGUUAAAGAGCCCUCUCAGCACAGAUGAGUGUCAUUGUGUUUGCGCAUGGCAACCAAAUAAGAUGCAGCUGCUUGAGAGGCACAAUGAAACAGGGAUCACACAUGUAACAGAGAACCAGGAUCAUGUCGGAUGUGUUUCUCAGACAAUUUGAACCCGUUGGCAUUUAACGAAGGAGGCAUUUAAGAAGAGAGAGCACCCUGUCUGGUUGCAGAGCUUCCUUUCAGACAGUCUUCGCUGUGAAUUUGACCCUCGGGCCAUUCCUAUGGUGGCCAGUCAGUGUGUGGCCAUGGGCAAUGGUUCUAUAAAAGCCCCGAGGGCUGAAGAGAACAACUGCCUGCCCUCAAUCCGUAAAGACCCUGCUGGUCUGGAUAAAGAUGUCUUCAGGUUGCGGAUUGCCCACCUAGAAGCGGAGCUGGCACGUCGGGAACAAGAGUUUCGAGCUCAGGAGCUUCAGUUACAGCAUCUUCAGAAGGAACUGGAGGCCAAGGUCUCUCAGAUUGAUAAGCUCCAGGAUGCUAUUGGCUACAACAAUAUCCUGGGCUGCUCUCCACCAGUUCAAUUACACCAGAGCCACCGCUGCUUCAGUGCAAUCAACCAGGGUCCCAGCCGCUUCCAUAGGGUGGCCGUGGAAGUCCACCGUAGGCUUAAAGCAAAAGAGGGUGUCUCUGCUGAACCCACAUCAAAGAAGUUCUGUGGAGGCCUGAGAGCAGAACACGGCUUUAUUGUAAGGGCUGUCCACAAAAACUCAAACACCAAAAAGCUGAUCAACAAAGCCAUCAUAAACAAUGACUUUCUGAAGAAUCUGGAUCCACAGCACAUGAGGGAGAUGGUGGACUGUAUGUAUGAGAAGGUUUACACUGAGGGGCAGCUGGUCAUCCAGGAGGGUGAAGCUGGAAACUACCUCUACGUACUGGCAGAUGGCAUUCUGGAGGUCAUCCAGAGUGGGAAGCUGCUGGGUGACAUGCAUCCAGGUACCGCGUUUGGAGAACUCGCCAUAUUGUACAACUGUAAGAGAACAGCCACUGUUAAAGCUGUGUCCCAGUCUCACAUCUGGGCACUGGACCGCCAGACCUUCCAGACCAUCAUGAUGCAGACCACGCAGGCCCGACAAGAGGAAUACUUCAGCUUCCUGCGCAGUGUGUCUCUGCUCCGUGACCUGCCGGAGGAGAAACUAGCCAAGAUUGUUGAUUGUCUUGAAAUAGACUAUUUUGAAAAAGGGGAGUAUAUUAUUCGAGAGGGUGAAGAGGGGAACACUUUCUUUAUUAUUGCAAAAGGAGAGGUCAUAGUCACUCAAAGCACAGAGGGGUUUGCUGAACCACAGGAAAUCAAGAUACUCCGAGUCGGAGACUACUUUGGAGAGAAAGCUCUCAUCAGUGAGGAUGUUCGCUCAGCCAACAUUAUUUGCAAUGAGAGGGACACACAUUGCCUGGUGGUGGACAGAGACAAUUUCAACCAAAUGGUGGGAACAUACGAUGAGCUUCAGUCUUACCUGAAGGAAUAUGUGGAAGAGCUUUCCAGGAGUGAUGAGAAAAGAAAUGCCCUGCCAUACUCCCCUCAGAUUGACUCUGCAGAGGCUCAUGAGCUGAUGAGGCUGACAGAGAGGAUCGCCCUCCUGUCCCCACAGCAGCCUUUCCAGGAGCUUGAGGUCAUAGCUACACUUGGCAUGGGAGGAUUUGGACGAGUGGAGCUGGUGAAGCUGAAGGACGAGGACACCACCUUUGCUCUGAAGUGCAUUAAGAAGAUGCACAUUGUGGACACCAGACAGCAGGAGCACAUCUACUCUGAGAAAAAUAUCCUGCAGCAAAUCAGCUCAGGGUUUAUCAUAAGGUUAUUCCGAACAUUUCGGGAUGAUAAGUUUGUCUACAUGCUGUUGGAGGUGUGUCUUGGCGGAGAGCUGUGGACUGUGCUGCGGGACAUGAACUAUUUUGAUGAGCCCAAAGCCCGGUUCUGCACUGGUUGUGUCUCAGAGGCGUUUGAUUACCUCCACACUUUGGGCAUUAUCUACAGAGACCUGAAACCUGAAAACCUUCUACUGGAUAAUGAGGGUUAUGUCAAAAUGGCAGACUUCGGCUUUGCUAAAAAGAUUGGCCUUGGAAAGAAGACCUGGACCUUCUGUGGGACUCCAGAGUACGUGGCCCCUGAGGUCAUCAUGAACAAAGGCCAUGACUUUGGUGCAGAUUGCUGGUCUUUGGGAAUCCUCAUAUUUGAACUUCUCACUGGCAACCCACCAUUUGCUGGCUCAGACCCCAUAAAGAUUUACACCAUGGUCCUCCAUGGCAUUGAGAAGGUGGACUUCCCAAAGAGAAUAGGCAAGAGUCCAGACGACCUCAUCAGGAGACUCUGCAGGUUAAACCCAGUGGAGAGGCUGGGGAACCAAAAAAACGGCAUCAUUGACAUAAAGAAACACAAGUGGUUCCGGGGCUUCAACUGGGAGGGGUUGAGGCGCCGCAAGCUGCCGUCUCCACUGAGGAGAGAGGUAAAGGGGCCGAUGGAUCACAGUCACUUUGACAUGUUUCCUCCUGACACAGAGGAGGCUCCUGAUGAGCUGUCCGGCUGGGACAAAGACUUCUGAGGACACCGUUCAUUUUUAUUACGAGCACCCUCAGUGGAUGCACUUCCGGAAGCUGCGGUGGGUUUGCAAGCUAAGUUUUAAAGUUUACUCUGGGUGCAAAUUUACAGUCAUUUGGGGACAGAUUGUCCAAUUGGGAAAAAGCUGCUUUUAGGGUCAGUGGUUAAGGUCAGAGUUGGGUUAAGGUUAGGCUAAGGUUUAGGAUUAGUAUUUUAAUGGUAGUCAAUGUGAAGUCACCAAAGGUCUUCACUUGAAGACACAAUGGACAAGACACAACAAAGAUGAACUCUUGUCCAUUUUGUGUCUAGAUUUAGUGAUUUCCUACAUAACUGUGGAAUUCCCCCUUAGCUUUUCAGUUUCUUCUCAUGAUAUAGGUGCUGGUUUUCACCUAAAAGUGGACAAUUGGUAAAGUGUGUGUGUGUGUGUGUGUGUGUGUGUGUGUGUGUGUGU